AUGGUGAGGGUCAUUAACGGCAUCGAAAAGGUCGUGAACGAUUCUCAUGGCAACGUUACAGAUAUUCGAGAAGGACACGAUCAAUUAUAUGUUGUAUAUACGUACAUUGAUAUCAAGGGGUCUCUGUCUCUUGUUACUGACGAGUCUGGGAAGAUCUUACAAGAAUACAGUUUUGAUGUUUGCGGAUCUCCCAGAUCUCCUCUUACUUGGCAACCGUUGAAACGUCGUGAUGAAACACUUCAGUCUUCAACAUUUUUGUCUCUCGAUGAAGCUAACAAUCUGUUGUCUCGUUCCCAACAGACAGACCAGCAAGGUUACGAUGGACAUGAGCAGCUGUUAGACAUCGGAGGUGACCUGGUUCACAUGCAAGGAAGACUGUAUGACAGCAUUCACUGCACAUUUUCUACGCCAGAUCCAAGCAACGACGAUUCGCACAGUCUGGUCGGAUACAAUUCGUACGCAUACGGAAGGUUCAAUCCGUUGAGUGGAUCUGACCCCAGCGGAUACGGAUUUUUUUCGGCGAUUGGUCACUUCUUUAGCAGCGCUUUUCACUGGUUUGUUAACACUGUAGAAAACGUUGGUAAAUUUAUAGUUCAUAUCGUCGACGUCGUCGUCAAGAUACUGCGCAAAUUUCCGAUUCUAGAUGACAUCCUGACAGUAGUCAUCGACACAUUUGCCGAUGUCACGGGCAAUGAAUGGAUAGAAUUUGUUUGGAAUAUCGUCAACGAUAGAAUUAUGGGGGAGAGCUGGAGCGACAGCCUUAUAGACGGUAUGAUGAAUUUGGCUACGAGUGGUUUGGGAUCUAUAGUAAAGGAAGCAGCGAGUGCUGAGAAAUUUCUUAUUAAUUUAGCUAAAGGCGAAAUGAAAGCCAUCGGUUGCGCGGAAGGCGUAUUUGACAAAAUGUUAAUGGGAGUCGUUGGAAAUGUUGCACACGACGUAGCAGGUCCGAUCAAUAAGGCACUGCCCAACUCCUUCACUCUCUCAUACAACAACGUUCCUUACCUCAUUCUCGAUCUUCAUGGUUUAACAACGAAAGCCAUCGAAGGUAGCAUCAACGCAGCAGCAAGAGAUGCCAUCAACGGAGACUUCGGUGAUAUCUCGAAAGACACUUUACAGGAGGCUUGGAAAGGAUUUAGGAAUGCCCUCGUGCAGCAGUUGAAUAAGCAGACAAACAAACUUAAUUCUUUUACUACUAUCAACAAGUGGGGCACUAGGAAAGUUCUCGUUAGCAACGUCAGUCACGAGUUUGAAAAGAUGACAACCUUUUUUGGCGGUACCCAAAAACCCAACUACUAUGCACAAGCAACAAUCGAUGUUAGAACGGACAUAGACCGAACGAUAUUAAGUUUUGCCAGACACUUCACGAUGUCCUUCAAUACUCAUACGCAUGCAGUAUACUUUCAGGCGCAGGCGAAUGCGGAUUUUUCUACUUGCACAAGGCGCAACUGA
Messenger RNA from Corticium candelabrum, 1449 nucleotides. RefSeq lists its product as uncharacterized. The transcript has a single exon. Bases 1 to 1449 code for a protein of 482 amino acids. The record is from RefSeq and is a predicted model, not a curated record. NCBI's taxonomy places the organism in Eukaryota, Metazoa, Porifera, Homoscleromorpha, Homosclerophorida, Plakinidae.